Didymodactylos carnosus is the source of this 3417-nucleotide messenger RNA. The record is from the annotation of a GenBank genome assembly. Lineage: Eukaryota; Metazoa; Rotifera; Eurotatoria; Philodinida; Philodinidae.
AUGGGCAGUGCUAUCGUAUUGUUGUAUCUUGUCUAUUAUUGUUUAUCAUGUAUUCCAGUAUACGGUGUGUUUGAGAAAUGUCGACAAACUGGUUGGCAUGGAUUUAUUCCGGUUUGGAGUACAUGGAUAUUGAAUAAAAUCGUUGAUUUACCAUGGUUCUGGUUAAUUAUUUAUUAUAUACCAAUCAUAGGAAAUAUUCCAACAGUAAUUAUUCAAAUGCAUCGUUUAUCAAAAGCAUUUGGACGUUCUAACUGGUUUACAGUUGGUUUAGUUUUAAUACAGAUAGUAUUUAUGACUAUUCUUUGCCUUAAUAAACAUUAUCGAUAUAGUCCAAAUAAAAAUCGUAAUCAAUUUAUUAAAAAAAUUGAUAAAAUGAAUGAUGUCAUCGAACGAAAAGUGGAAAACAUGGAAGAGACUAUUUUAAAUAAAAAAAAAAUAAAAGAUUUAGAAUUAACAAAUGAUGAAGUAAAUCGUUUUACGGAUGCAUUUAAAAAUCCUGAAUUUCGAAAAUUAUUUAAUGAAUAUGCUGAAGAAAUAAGUGAUCCUAAAAAUCGUGAAUUAUAUGAAAAAGAAAUUGAAUCAAUUGAAAAUCAACGAGGUAUGAAUGUAACAUUCAUUCAUCCAAAUCCGGGUCAUGUAUUAAAAACAAUAUUAAAUGGCACUAGAAAAUGUUUUAUUAAUAUAGCAACAAAUAUUAAUGUUGAAAAACCGAGUUAUGAAAAAGAACAAGGAAAUCAAAAAGAUAAUAAUAAUAAUAACAGUCAUUUAUUAAAACAACGUACUGGUGGAAUGCAUUGGAAUUUACCACAUUGUCUAGCUCCACCAAGAGAUGAUUUUGAUAAUAAAUCAAUUCCAUGUACAGUUUAUGAUAUUGUUUAUCAUCCUGAUACAUAUAGAAUGGCAGAAACAAAUAAAAAUUUUAUGCAAAUGAUUGAAGAAUCAGCAUUAGAUUCAAUUGAAAAUAAUUUUAAAUGUAAAUUAGAUCGAAAUAAUAUUAAACGACCAAAAUUAAAAUUUAAAGGUGUACCAAAUCCAACUAUUAUUCGAAAAAAAAAUGAUAAUUUUAUUGAAGAACAACAAAUAAAUAAUCAUGAAAAUAAUAUUGAUACGAAUAAUAAUGAGAAUUUGUCAAAUUUUCCUCAAAAAUCUCAAACAAAUGUAGAAAAUCACAAAGUUAUCAUAUCAAGUCAUAAGCCAAUCUCAACAUCAAAUGGUGUAUCAUCCAUAAUUCAAGAACUUGUUUCUGAUCAUCCACUAUCUUCUAAUGAUGGUUAUACAAUACCAACAUAUAAAAUUAUUCAUCGUGGUGAAUUUGAUAUGCAAGAUUUAGUACAAAAUACAUCAAUUGUUCAAGCAAAAUCAACACGUCCGAAAGAACUCAUUGUCGAAAUCGAUUUACCAUUAUGUAAUACAUCAAAUAAUGUUGAUUUAGAUGUCUAUGAAAAAUCAUUACAUAUUCAUUGUGAAAAACCAAAAUAUGAUUUAACUUUGAAUUUACCGUAUCCGGUGAGAGAAAAUGAUAGUCAUGCAAAAUUUGAUAAAAAACAACGUAAACUUAUUAUUACAUUAGCUGUGAUAAAAGAAAAAGAUUUAAUUGUAAAUUUAUCUGCCACUGAAUCUUCUACACAAGUCGAAUAUAUUGAAGAAAAUAAGGAAGAUGAGACUAAUCAUAUAAUAAAUAAUGAAAAAGAAGCAGUAAUCGAACAGAAACCAUUAAAUGUUGAUACAACAAAUUAUUCUUCAAUUCCAUUUGAUUUUAAACAAGGUGUAUCACAUAUUGCACUUGUUUUACAUUUAAAAAAUGUUGAUAAAUCGAGUAUUGAUAUAAUCAAUGAUGGAAAACAUGUUUAUAUAAAAUUAUGUUCAUUAGGUGAAGGCUAUUUUCCAUUAUCUCAUCAAUUAUAUCUCAACUUUGAUAAUGAUCAAGAACAACAUGUAUUGGAACCAAAUGGAAUAACGAUAAAUCAUAGUAGUGAAAAUGUUGUUGUUAUAUUGAAGAAAGCAGUUAAUAACGAUCUUGUCAAAUUCCAAGCUGGAGUGAAUCAACAACAACAACAACUUGAGACUAAAUAUUUCAUUUCUUCACCGAUAUCCAAACCUCCAUUAACAACCGAAACAGAAUCAACUUCUCUUUCUACUAUUGCUCAUGAGCCAGUACCGUCUGAAAGUAAUGUCUUUGUUGAAUGUGAACAAAAACCAUAUUUAAGUAAAACUGAUCCUCUUUUAUCGACAACUAAAAAACAAGAAGAAUUAAAAAUGCAUGAUAAAAAACCGAAUAAAAAAAAAGCUCGACGCAUGGCAAGAGAAGCACAACACGCACAAGUGGAAGCAGCAGGAACAACAACGACAACAAGUGAUGGAGAAAACGAGACUGUCCUAUUAUCGCCACCUUCAAACAAUACUCAGGAUGUGCCGUCAAUAACCAAUCGUAAUUUAAAGUCUGAUAUUACAAAUAAAUUACAACGAAUGAAAUUUGAACAACAUCCUCAUGAAUCAACUCCACACUCCCCUGAACAUCAUUUACAAGAUGAAAAAAAAGAUAAAUUAUCAGAUAUGCCAACAUUAUUACAUCCACCAUUUUAUCGUCGUCAUACAUCCGAGUCAAGUGUAGAUGAUGAACAUUUACCGAAUGAACUUAAAUUGAAAGGUAUAUUGAAAUAUUCAUUAAAAAAUCGUUCACUAUCUGAAAGUGACUAUAAUGCAGAUUUAAGUGGUGAUUUUCAAUUUAAUUCAUCCAAUGUAUUUGAAUCAACAAAUGAUUCGUCUGAACUUGAUCUAAGUUCAUCUGGUAGUAUCAACAAUAAUACAAAUACGCCAAGUGAUAGUGCUUGUACAACACCAAAUUGUGUUAAUGUAAAACAUGUAACAUUUAGUAAUCAAGUUGUUUCAAAAACCUUUAAACCAAAUGGACCUGUUUCAGGCAUGCGAAAAUCAUCACACAACCAGCGUAAAAAUAAAAAUCGUCAACGGCAACGAAAACGACGAGAUUCAGCAUCACAAUCGAGUGAUGGCGAUGCUGAGCCGGCAAAUACUGAUGCAUCAACAAAAGUGACAACAACAACAACAGAAUCUAUAGCAAAUGGCAUUGAUGGUGAUAUAACCUUGCGAAAAUUAUCUGAAUCAAGCGAUGAUGAUACUAAUGAAAAAGUGGUUGAUAUGACAAUGAAGGAAUUACGUUUACAAGAGAAAAGUAAUCAGGACGAUGAUGAUUCGAAUGAUAAUGAUGAUGAUAUGCAGGAUGAUGACAAUACAGUACUGAAAAGUAAUGAAACGUGCGAACAAGUUCCAUAUAAAAAUCCUGUAACGUUUGAGUCUGUUUUAUCUUGGCGAGCAGCUGGUAAUAUGGAUGAUUCUACAACCAAAACAAAAUCAGCAGUUCAGUUGACAAAUCCGCUUAUAUUUGAGCUUGAUAAUUAA